Rotaria socialis is the source of this 1410-nucleotide messenger RNA. Lineage: Eukaryota; Metazoa; Rotifera; Eurotatoria; Philodinida; Philodinidae. The record is from the annotation of a GenBank genome assembly.
AUGCCAUCUGCAUUUGAUCUAAUUGAUUCAGGCGGUGGCAGUGGUGUGCAGACCGAUGAUAUAAAAUAUGGUUCAUCAUCAUCAUCAUCGCCAUCAUCGGUUGGCGGUGGUCCAUUCAGUACAUCGACAAGUUCUCGUACGGGCACCAUUACUGAUCCAUCGUUUCCAUAUUUUCCACCACCAUUUAAUCCAACAUUUGUAGCUCAAUUCGAUAUACAUGCAGCAACAAGUGCUAUGGAACAUUAUCCAACAUUUAAUUAUGGUACAGUAAACGGUUCCUCAGGAUCGUCAUCGUCCUAUGCAAAUGCAACAACAGGUAUGCAUCAUCAUCAUGCAAAUACAAGCAAUAAUACAUUUAAUACAUCAUCGUAUGAUCCGUAUGCCAGUGCUUAUGUCGCAACGACUGCUGCACGUCAUCAUCAAUCGAUUCUUGACGUUCAUCAUCAACAAGCAGCUGAACUUUAUUCUCGUCAUGCUCAACAUCAUCAGACUUCAUCCAGUUCACUUGUCGAUAAUACAUCUCGUAUUCUUAAUGGUAGCGAUGAGUUACAAACCGAUGAUUCAUCUUAUCAUAGAUCAUCAGCGAGUAGAGAUGGUCGACGUUCGGAUCGAUCUCGUGAAUCGAGUUCAUAUUCUUCAAUGUGUUCUGUUAAUGGUAAUGGUUCGAUUUCACCAACAGAUUUUUUUUGCCAAGUACCUGGUCGAUUAUCACUUUUAAGUCAAUCAUCAAAAUAUAAAGUAACAAUAAGUGAAAUUCAACGACGUCUUGGUCAACCUGAAAAUCUCAAUGCAUCGUUACUUGGUGGCGUUUUAAGACGAGCUAAAUCGAAAAAUGGUGGUCGAGAUCUACGUAAUAAAUUGGAAAAAAUUGGUGUAACACUACAAGCGGGCCGUCGUAAAACAUCGACAACAACAUUAUUUACUUCUCUUGUCGAAGGUGAAGCAAACCAAUUAGCUAUUGAUUUUCGUAGUUUAUGUGAAGCGGAAUUUCCGACUAAAACGACUGCUCAUUAUGUAGCAAGACAUUAUUCAGAUCCGAAUGAAAUAAGCUCACGUCGAAAUAUGAUUUUAGCUGCCAAGCAAUUAAUUCAAGAAUUUAGUGAGUUGCUCAAACAAGAUCGAUCGCCUGUAAAUUUUGCAUCACCAAAUAGUGCUACUUCUCGACAUACAUCUAAUUCAUCAUUGAUUUCUCAUCAAAAUUUUCCGACGAUUCUCGAUCCAUCCGUGCAACGAUCAUUGCUAUUUUUUUCUCUUUUAACACACGGUUUCGGUACACCAGCUAUAAUGGCUGCUGUCGAUGUAUUUCAAUCGUAUUUAAAUGAAAUGCUUAAAAAUUAUGAAGAAAGCUAUCCAAUGUUCAUGGCAUCAACAUCGACAAAAAAUGGAUGCAGUGGAAGUGACAUUGAUUAA